AUUUUCUCUUUAUUCUUGUGGCAAAGAACUAAAGAAGGUCCCGAAUUUGCAAUAGUCCACAUUCUCAAAGAAAGAAAGACAUCAACGAAGAAAAAGAACUGAAGAAGGAGCAGAGUUUGAGUUUGUUGGAAUCAAAAUUGCGGAGAUUUGCCGCAGUGUCACUGCCGCAUCAAGAUGGAUGAAAGGGUCGCAAGCAAGACCGAGUUCACAGAAUGCUGGCGCAGAACAACUGAAUCACCUUACAUCAUGCGCCUUGCUUUAUCUGCUGGCAUAGGGGGUCUCCUCUUUGGUUAUGAUACAGGGGUGAUUUCUGGGGCCUUGUUAUACAUCCGUGAUGAUUUUGACCAAGUUGACAAGAAAACAUGGCUUCAAGAAACCAUUGUGAGUAUGGCUGUUGCUGGAGCCAUAAUUGGUGCUGCAUUGGGAGGGUGGAUAAAUGACAAGCUAGGGAGAAAGAGAACUAUUUUGGUGGCUGAUGUUGUAUUCUUUAUUGGUGCUUUGGUUAUGUCCCUUGCUCCUUCUCCAUGGGUCAUCAUUGUUGGUAGAGUGUUUGUUGGUUUGGGAGUUGGAAUGGCAUCUAUGACAGCCCCUCUAUACAUCUCUGAAGCUUCCCCAGCUAAGAUCAGAGGUGCUCUAGUCAGUAUCAAUGCUUUUCUCAUCACUGGUGGCCAAUUUCUGUCUUACCUCGUCAAUUUGGCAUUCACCAAGGCGCCUGGAACCUGGCGUUGGAUGCUUGGGGUGGCAGGAGUUCCCGCUGUGAUACAGUUCGUGUUAAUGUUGUCCCUCCCUGAGUCACCUAGAUGGCUCUAUAGACAGAACAAGGAAGAGGAGGCAAAGCAUAUUCUGUCAAAAAUCUACCGUCCCAGUGAAGUUGAAGAGGAAAUGAGAGCCAUGCAAGAAUCAGUUGAAGCGGAGAGGGCAGAGGAAGGUUUGAUUGGGCAUAGUCUAGCACAGAAACUGAAGAAUGUUUUGGCUAAUGAUGUAGUUCGAAGAGCACUCUAUGCGGGCAUCACUGUCCAAGUGGCUCAGCAGCUUGUUGGCAUCAAUACUGUAAUGUAUUACAGCCCAACCAUAGUUCAGUUUGCUGGAAUUGCUUCCAACUCCACAGCUCUUGCCCUUUCUCUGGUUACUUCUGGUUUGAAUGCUGUUGGAUCUAUCUUGAGCAUGCUUUUUAUUGAUAGAUAUGGAAGGAGAAAGUUGAUGCUCAUAUCCAUGAUUGGCAUAAUCGUUUGCCUCAUAAUGUUAAGUGUUACAUUUAACCAAGCAGCUCAUCAUGCUCCUGCCAUCAGUAACCAGGAUACCCUUAGCUUUGGUGCUAACUCUACAUGCCAGGCUUACACAAAGGCCCCAAAUUUCUCCUCAUGGAACUGCAUGCAUUGUUUGCAAGUGGACUGUGCCUUUUGUGCCAGCAGCGAGAGUGAUGUUCUUCCGGGAGCAUGCUUGGCAGCAGACAAGAGUAUGAGAGGCAUGUGUCAAGCACAAAAUCGUGUAUGGUUUUCUAAGGGUUGUCCAAGCAAAAUUGGAAUCCUUGCUGUUGUAAUACUUGGAUUGUAUAUCAUAGCAUACUCUCCUGGAAUGGGAACUGUGCCUUGGGUUCUAAACUCUGAGAUUUAUCCAUUGAGGUUCAGAGGUAUUGGUGGGGGUAUAGCAGCAGUUUCCAACUGGUGUGCUAAUCUCAUUGUGAGUGAGUCAUUCUUAAGCAUGACAAAAACUCUAGGCACUUGUGGCACAUUCCUCCUCUUUGCAGGGUUCUCCCUUAUAGGACUUGUGGCCAUCUAUGCAUUAGUGCCUGAAACCAAAGGCCUUCAGUUUGAGGAGGUGGAGAAAAUGCUUCAGAAAGGCUUCAAACCUUUCCCAUUUAACAGAAAAAAUGAGGAUAACAAAGGGAAAGAACAAGACUUGGCUUAAUGAUACUGUCACUUCUUUUGUUCAAGCCUUCAAACAAACUUAUAUAACUUAUUUGAAUGAAUUGUGGAAAAUAUUAUAAUUAUAAUAAAUACCAAUUAUAUAUAA
This is a messenger RNA of Glycine soja, 2013 nucleotides long. Its product is annotated as inositol transporter 4. Gene Ontology annotation, cellular component: membrane. The record is from RefSeq and is a predicted model, not a curated record. The transcript is spliced from 7 exons. Gene Ontology annotation, biological process: transmembrane transport. Bases 175 to 1908 code for a protein of 577 amino acids. Gene Ontology annotation, molecular function: myo-inositol:proton symporter activity. NCBI's taxonomy places the organism in Eukaryota, Viridiplantae, Streptophyta, Magnoliopsida, Fabales, Fabaceae.